Messenger RNA from Arabis nemorensis, 573 nucleotides. Lineage: Eukaryota; Viridiplantae; Streptophyta; Magnoliopsida; Brassicales; Brassicaceae. The record is from the annotation of a GenBank genome assembly.
AUGGAUACUGAUGAAAUCCUAUCAACUAAGCCAAAUGAAGAAAGAUGUUCGGAAGAUCAUGUUUUGACUGGCACAAAGGUUAACUUGGAAGAAGCAUUCCCUGCAGUUCACAAGAUGAUGAAUGAUCUCUUAGUACCACUCCAGAGAAGGACUGUAACACUCACAAACGUUGAUGCUACGGUCACUUAUGACAUCACAACUACUCCACCAGUGACGAAGAAGGCCAAGGCUGUCACAAAUGACUAUGGAGAUCAGCUUACCGGCUCUGUUCAGGACAAGUGCAGAGGGUCUGAUAAAAAGGGGAAAGGAAAGCUCUUUGCUGGUGAAGACACAAGGGCCUCACAGACUGUUACUGAAGCUUCCUUGAAUUCCCUACUGUUGUCCCAUGAACUGCAUGGUUCUUCUGAGAACGAGACCCCUCAAGAUGAAGCUCGAAACAUCCCUCCAUCCAUGCAACCAAGUCUCCAAGAGGACCUCGUCAAAUAUGAUUCAUCUCACGUCUCAACAACAAUGAAUGAUUGGGGACCAAGGCCAAGCGAUGUUCUGACCGAUGGGUCUAACCGAUGGGUCUAA